AAAAGGUUGUUUGGAUUGGAAACCGCACUACUACUGUUGGACUUCAUUCAACAGUUCAUUUCAUGAUUCAUUGUUCGAUUUCUUACAUAAAGACAAAGAUAAAACCUCGCAACUUUGUAUGUACUGUUGAUGUACCAGCAGACGUGGAAAAGGAUCCUAUUUGUUGCUGAUAUUUAGGUAAUUCACCAUGAACGUGGCUAAAAGCGGGUAUCGUGUUUUCUCGGCAAACUCCACGCCUGCAUGCACUGAACUCGCUAAGAAGAUUACUGAGCGACUGGGAGUUGAGCCGGGGAAAUCUGUCGUUUACCAGAAUCCAAACAGAGAAACCCGAGUUGAGAUCAAGGAAUCUGUUAGAGGCCAAACAAUCUUCAUCAUCCAAACCAUUCCCAGAGAUGUGAACACUGCCAUUAUGGAACUUCUGAUUAUGGCAUAUGCACUCAAGACGUCCUGUGCCAAGAACAUCAUUGGUGUGAUCCCGUACUUCCCCUACAGUAAACAGUGUAAGAUGAGAAAGAGGGGAUCGAUAGUGUGCAAACUGCUUGCUUCCAUGCUAGCUAAAGCAGGCCUGACUCAUAUAAUCACCAUGGAUCUGCACCAGAAAGAGAUUCAGGGCUUCUUCAGUUUUCCUGUAGAUAACCUGCGGGCAUCCCCGUUCCUGUUGCAGUACAUUCAGGAGGAGGUUCCUGAUUAUAGAAAUGCAAUCAUUGUAGCCAAGUCCCCAUCUGCUGCAAAAAGGGCUCAGUCUUUUGCAGAGCGUUUACGUCUUGGUUUGGCCGUCAUGCACGGUGAAGCUCAGUGUUCUGAAUCGGAUAUGGCAGAUGGGCGGCACUCUCCUCCAUGCGUCCGCAACACUGGACACCCCGGCCUGGAGUUACCAUGCAAACAACAUGCUCCGUUCCCAGGCAUUGAGCUCCCAAUAAUGAUGGCCAAAGAGAAACCGCCCAUCACCGUUGUCGGAGAUGUUGGAGGACGCAUAGCCAUCAUUGUCGAUGAUAUCAUAGAUGAUGUGGAGGACUUUGUGGCAGCCGCUGAAAUUCUCAAAGAGAGAGGAGCGUAUAAGAUCUAUAUCAUGGCCACCCAUGGCCUGUUGUCUGCAGAUGCCCCACGUCUCAUCGAGGAGUCUGCCAUAGACGAGGUGGUGGUGACCAACACGGUCCCUCAUGAGGUGCAAAAGCUGCAGUGUCCGAAGAUCAAGACAGUAGAUGUCAGUAUGAUCCUGGCUGAGGCGAUCCGACGCAUUCACAACGGGGAGUCCAUGGCCUACCUGUUCCGUAAUAUCACAGUAGACGACUAGCCAACAAUCACAUUUUUGUUAGAGGCAGAUGUGAGGUCCAGUUUGAGAACCAUUUGCCCUCUUUUGAGGUGUCAUGCAUUGUCCAUAGUUACUGUAAAUUCUCAAUUAAACUGCUUUUAUGCUACAAAAAAGUCUAAAUAAACUCCAAUUGACAAUUGACAGAAUUGAUGUGGAUCGAUGUCUAAAAUAAACUCUCUCAGCCUAGCAUUUACAGUUUACAUGUAAUUCUCUCAUUCUUUGACACACAGAUAUGCCUUUACAAUCCAAUGCACUGAACGUAAUAUGCAAGGUUCUGUUUUGUGCCUUUAAGUUAUAUUCCAUGUUUUAAGUUUACUCUUAUCCGAAGUUGGAACACUGAGGAUUUCAUCGCUUAUCAGUAUUUCUUGGUUUGUUUUGCUGUGUUGCUUCAAAAUUAAAGGAAUAUUUCACUGCAAAAUGAAAACGUAUUUGCUCAUCCUCAUGUCAUUUCAAACGCAUAUGAAUUUCAUUAUUAUGUGGAACACAAAAGGAGACUUUUUGAAGAAUGUCCUGGCUCCUUUUUCCCCAUAUAAUGGAAGUUAAAGGGGACAGGGUCAGUCAAGCUCCAAAAUGACUAAAGAGGUCAAUGAAGCGAUUAAAGACUUAAUUUUGGACUGUUCCUCACACAAAGCUAUCAUAUAACUUCAGAAGACUUGGAAUAUAGAGCAUAAGCCAUAUGGACUAUUUUUUUUAUUUUUUAUAAUACUUUUAUUGUAUUUGUGUUAGGGAUUAGGAUUAAUCCCUUCUAAAGUAGAUAUAUAUCUUUGAAAUGCAUGGGCACCUCAGACUUAUUGGUUAUAUUUUGACCUCUGGGCUUGAACCCUGGUUUCCCAUGCUGCAGUGGUGUUGUCUAUCCUUUGUACCACUGCUGGUUAAGUAAGAUCUUGAAAUUGAUGCCUGGCAGUCCUGCCCACCCUGUGUAACACCAUAGGUAGUACUUCAUCAAAGUUGCCUUCACUGAUGGUAUAGCCCUGCCCCGCACUCAUUCUCCUAUCACCAGCCAAGGCACUCAAUUAAAAGACAUUCAUUUAGGAUUUUAAAAUGAUUUACUCUUUUUAACACUGACAUACCAGGUUGGUUUAGAACCCUUAUUUCCCAGACUGGAGGUUAUCUUCUGCCCCAUCUUGGGUCAUUUAUUUUUUUGGUGCAUGUAGGGUGGAUAACAGGACAUGACUGGCAUAUAUGCAAUGGAUAAAUAUGGUUAAUAUUAAAACAGAUAGAGACUCAGUUUGCAAUCAUCUUAAAUAAAAUUAGACUUCGAAUAAACCCAAAUGCAUAAGUGCUAUAGACAACAUAUCAAUAUAUUAAAAGACACCCAUAUAGAAAAAAGACCAUGAAAAAAGAUUAGUUACAAAUUGUAUUUACUUUCUGUAGAUAAAACUCUAGUACCAAGUUUAAAAUGUUAUUCUUCCAAUAAAUAAAUGUAAUAAAAUUAAAAAUACCCUUUAGUUAGAAUCCCAUUUCUUCCUAUUACUACCACCAUUAAAACCAACCAAACUGUAAGCAUUUGUUCUGCAGUUUCUUCCAUCCAUUGGGUUAAGUCCUCUGCUUUCACUUUGAACCUAUGUGGACUGAAUCCCUGGAGAGGUUGUCCAUGGUUAUAAAUGUACUCAUUAAGAGUUUCCAGGUUGGAUUGUUCUGGUUGUAGUAAUCUUUCUGGGUAAUUAAUAAGGGGCGUGUGAAUGAUUGCAUUAGGAAAGGUUCUCAUUGUUACCCUCCACAAACCCUGUAAUUGUUUAAUGCUGGUUUUGUUUGGGUGUUGACCUCUAUUAUUAAUACCUGCUGCUAAAAUUACAGUGUUUACAUCCUUCUUUGGAGAUAAUCUCUCAAGGAGUUUUGUGAUGUGUAAGAAAUUGGCUCCUGGGAAACUAUCAAUCUGCGUUCCAGUAUCUGGAAAGAUUGGAAUCUGGGCCAGAUUAGAAUCUCCAAUAAUUACAGUAGCUCCCUCAAUAGAAAUAGACCACUCUAGAUAUUUAAUGUGUAUUAUGAUGUUUGGUGGGGAACUGAAUUGAUUUUUUAGUCCGUGUUCAGUCUUGAGGGGAUUCGGUUGCUGAGUUUGUUUUAGGGGAAAGAAGGAUUGGUUCAGUUGAGGCGUUAAUAGGAUUAAUCCUUUUAAAAGGCCUCAUCGUAUCUCUCAUCCUCUCUUCUUUCUCAAUAAAAGUAUUUUUAUUGAGGUCUGUAGAUAUGGUUUUGUUAGGCUGUGCCUGAUUACCUUUGACUACAUCAGCAAAAGUUGCUUCAAACUGUACCAGGGAGUCCUCCUUGCUCAUUACCAUUGUUAAACCAGCAUCUCUCAGGCUCAGUUUAGUGUUUUGGUGGGUUCUGUGGAAAGUGGCAAAUUUUGCACUCCUCAUUCAAGGCUGUUUCACACGAUAAGUCAUGCUCACAUUUUUAGCUUGGCGUGUAUUAUAUUUAAAUUGUUCACGCAAUACUGUUUGAGUUUGUGUAGAAUAUCAUCAUUAAUUGUUUUUGGCCCAUUGGCAGGCUUAAGCCCACUCUAGGGGUUUAAAUUCAUUAAUAGUCUUGGCCAAUUGUACUCUGAUCUCUGCGUAAUGCUCUUGGAGUAUAUACAUGUUUGUUGCAUCCAAUUGUUCGUGUUUAAUUUUUUACUUUUUGAGAUGUUUCUGAGUUAGGUCAAGAAGGCUUGAUAAACUCAGUGCAUUUUUUUUAACCUGUUUACUCAUGCCUUUUGGAAAGCUCUCGGUAUCCAGGGCUUUUUGUACAACCUCAGCAUGAUGUGUUCCCUGUAUCCAUUUAAAAUACAUUUUGGUCAAAUGUAUGUCUAUACAUGCACAGACAAAAUGCAGAUAUUAAUAUCAGAAAUACCUGGAGAAACUACAACAUACUCCACAGUUAAUGUAGCCUACAAUUUCAGCUUCAUCUGGUAAGAAAAAAAAGAAUGAAGUAAUAUUUGUCUUUUUAAUAAUAGUUAAAUAAUAUAUAAUAUUAAUAAUGAUUAGGCUAUUAUUAUGAAAAGGUAUUUACAAGGCAUAUAUUAUUCAUAGAAACUAUAAAUGUAAGAAUAACAUUUCAAAUUGGGCAUUUCAUUUAGUUUUGACGCACUUCUGGUUUAAUCCCCGCCCACACCCGGUUCUAUCCAAAUAAUAUAGAAAUAUUAGGCCUAUUAUCUGCAGAUAUGUUUAGCAUUAACUAAAUGAAGUAUACUGUGAGCAGUUUUCAGUUUCUUUAACCCAAUCGUAUAAUUCUUGCUUUUGCUUUGUCAUUUAUCUAUGAAAUACAUGGACUUUAAUCCAACUAACACAAAUGUUAAACCAACAUUUUUUGGUAAUAAAUAAAUACUAAUGUACAGAGUGAAACAAUACUGUUUACAACCAGAAUGCAUGAGUUUUCAAAGUUGAAUUUAUUGUGUGUGUGCUCUUGGUCAGUGUUGAAGGUAUGGUUCACCCAAAAAUGAACGUUCGGUCAUCCUUUACUCACCCUAAUGUCGUUCCAAACCUAUAUGGCUUUCUUUCGGCAGUGGAAAACAAAAGGCAACGUUAGGUAGAAUGUCUGCCUCCGUCACUAUUCACUUUGAUUGCAAUUUAUUUAAUUUGUUUUCCAUACAAUGAAAGUGAAUGAUGACUCAACAUUUUGCCUGACAUCUCCUUUAGAAUGAGGAUACUGGAUUGGAACAAGUAAAUGAUGACUAUUUUAAAACUUUUUGGGGAGCUUUUCCUUUAACAUCAGUUUGAAGUACAGCUACACCACUUUCUUUUAACAUUCUCUUCCACUAUGAUGCCUUUUAUCUGUCAGUUAUACGUUUAAAUAGCUAUUUGUUCUGGCUGACAUUGCACCUGUCUGGCAAGUAAAAGAUUUCCCAAUGCCUCACGUCUCUAUGAGAGCGACAGUGGUUGCUAUGGCAACCUUAAUCAAAGCUGGUUGGUUCUCAGAGCCUAUAUUUUUGCAGUGGUGCAAAUACGGCCUGCGAUCCAACCUUAUGGCGGACAUACGUUUUUGUUAUAAUGUUCUGUAUUAUUUCCCUGCUGCUGAUUUGCAAUCUUAUUUUUGUAAAUAAACACAACAUG
Xyrauchen texanus (razorback sucker) is the source of this 5337-nucleotide messenger RNA. RefSeq names its product phosphoribosyl pyrophosphate synthase-associated protein 1-like. The record is from RefSeq and is a predicted model, not a curated record. Lineage: Eukaryota; Metazoa; Chordata; Actinopteri; Cypriniformes; Catostomidae. Gene Ontology annotation, molecular function: magnesium ion binding; ribose phosphate diphosphokinase activity. Bases 188 to 1294 code for a protein of 368 amino acids. The transcript has 11 exons. Gene Ontology annotation, biological process: 5-phosphoribose 1-diphosphate biosynthetic process; purine nucleotide biosynthetic process. Gene Ontology annotation, cellular component: ribose phosphate diphosphokinase complex; cytoplasm.